CCGUGGGCACCUGCGCGGGGCCGCUGGGCAGCGGCGGCGGCGACAUGAAGGUCACGUCGCUCGACGGGCGCCAGCUGCGCAAGAUGCUCCGCAAGGAGGCGGCGGCGCGGUGCGUGGUGCUCGACUGCCGGCCCUACCUGGCCUUCGCGGCCUCGAGCGUGCGCGGCUCGCUCAACGUCAACCUCAACUCCGUGGUGCUGCGGCGGGCCCGCGGCGGCGCCGUGCCGCCGCGCUACGUGCUGCCCGCGGCCGGCCCGAGAGUCUACUUUCUCAAAGGGGGGUAUGAGACCUUCUACUCAGAAUAUCCGGAGUGCUGUGAGGAUGUGAAACCCAUUUCCCAAGAGAAGAUUGAAACUGAGAGAGCCCUCCUCAGCCAGUGUGGGAAAGCAGUGCUCAACAUCAGCUACCAGCCGCCCUAUGACCAGGGCGGCCCCGUUGAAAUCCUUCCCUUCCUCUACCUCGGAAGUGCCUACCAUGCAUCCAAGUGCGAGUUCCUCGCCAACCUGCACAUCACAGCCCUGCUGAACGUCUCGCGGCGAACCUCCGAGGCCCACACGGCCCACCUGCACUACAAGUGGAUCCCCGUGGAGGACAGCCACACGACCGACAUCAGCUCCCACUUCCAAGAAGCAAUAGACUUCAUCGACUGUGUCAGGGAAAAGGGAGGCAAGGUCCUCGUCCACUGUGAGGCCGGCAUCUCCCGCUCGCCUACCAUUUGCAUGGCUUACCUCAUGAAGACCCAGCAGUUGCACCUGAAGGAGGCCUUCGACUACAUCAAGCAGAGGAGGAGUGUGGUCUCGCCCAACUUCGGCUUCCUGGGUCAGCUCCUGCAGUACGAAUCUGAGGUCCUGCCUUCCAUGCCCGCUCCCCAGGCUCCCUCCUGCCAAGGGGAGGCGGCGGGCUCUUCCUUUCUAGACCACUUGCAGACGCUGAGCCCUGAUGUGCAGGGCGCCUACUGCACGUUCCCUACCUCGGUGCUGGCGCCAGUGCCCACCCACCCGACAGUCUCAGAGCUCGGCAGGAGCCCUGUGGCCACAGCCACGUCCUGCUAAAUCCAGGAUGGGGAGCCAACCCAGCCCCAAGAGCAACUGUGAUACUGUCUUUGAAACUCACAGACAUUUCAGACCUUGGCAAUACCGAAGGCCUCCCUUUGUCACACUGGCCCGGUGGGACAGUGAGGGGUCACCUGUUGCGAACAGACUUCGGACUGACCUCGGUGGGGGGGGUGGGAGUGGGGGCAGGCCAAGCCAUUUGCGAGCACAGCGUGUGCCGACUACUGUACUUCCAGAUCCCCUGUGCUCCCUCUCAGGACAGCUUCGUCCAGGCACCUCAACCUUCUUCGCCUUCUCAUUUCAAGCAUAAGGCAAUAAAUAGCGGCAGCAACGUGGGAGGAAGCAGUUGCUGGACCAGGGGACGAGGCGGAUCCAAGCCAGCUCCUUUGGAAGGAAGCACAAUUCCCACUCUACUUCUUGAACUCUGACCGUCCUGGUGUCUGUCUCUGUUGCUUCAGGAUAAGCUGAUCAUCAUCCAGUCAGGAAAGCAAUGCCACUGGCUAUAUAGGUCUGCCCAUGGGAGCCAUCCCAGUGGGAAUGCUGCUCUCGUAUUGAGAUGUUUCCCUAAGCCACUUGCAACAGAAGCCCUUGGGCACAGACCACCUGCCAGGCCACGUGGAGGAGGGGCAGUGGUCAGAACUACCCUGUUUGUUGGGUGGGGCAUCUACUGGUGUUCUGGAGAGGCUCCCUUGGGCCCACUGGAGACAUGCGGUUAAAGUAGAAAGACUUUGUUGUCCACUGUGGCUUCUUCCCUGACCUGAGAGUUGUGUGAUUUUGAUUCAUACUUGAAUCUCUCUCGUUGCACCUCUCCUCCAAGCCCCUGCUGUGUCCCUGGGAAACUGCUCCAGACGAUAGACCAAAAAUCACCUUUUGGGGUGGGUAGCAGUGGGUGCCCGGAGGACAGGAAGACCACUCUGUAUUCUGGCCAGUGUCGCAGCAAGCCGUUGUUUCCCUGGCUUGUUGUCCUCCUGCGUCCUGUGUCUCCGUCUCCUGGGACACGUGUUCUCUCCCCUGACCCUGGGGGUUGUCUUCAAGCUGUUGACUUCUGGGGUUUGUGGAUUUCGCUAUGUGGUACUAUUACUGGUUGUUUUGUUUUGUUUUUGUCUGUAGGUUAUUUUUCCAGGGGAAAAGGCAAUAAUUUCCUAAAACCCAUGUGAAUGUGAAGGAAAGCAGUGUGUUACUGGCUGUUGUUUUUUUUAUAUAUAUAGAUAUAUAGUGAAAAAUAAAA
This is a messenger RNA of Echinops telfairi (small Madagascar hedgehog), 2280 nucleotides long. It is a transcript of the gene DUSP5, whose product is annotated as dual specificity phosphatase 5. The coding region runs from base 45 to 1052 and encodes 335 amino acids. Gene Ontology annotation, molecular function: protein tyrosine/threonine phosphatase activity; MAP kinase tyrosine/serine/threonine phosphatase activity. The transcript is spliced from 5 exons. The record is from RefSeq and is a predicted model, not a curated record. Gene Ontology annotation, biological process: negative regulation of MAPK cascade; endoderm formation; protein dephosphorylation. Gene Ontology annotation, cellular component: cytoplasm; nucleus. Lineage: Eukaryota; Metazoa; Chordata; Mammalia; Afrosoricida; Tenrecidae.